AUGGCAGCUAUUGUUCCACCUGUAGAUUCUGGAAGCACUCCUAGUACCUCUAUUGCUACACUCACAGAGAAAUUUCAGAAGUUCAUUGCCUCGCAGCCACACGCCAUGUCAGCCUCCUCACACAUAGGUUUGCCUUCUAGUAGUACACUAGGUAUAUCUUCCUCUAUAUGGGUUCUUGAUUCUGGAGCUUCACAUCAUAUGUCACCUAAUUCCAAUUCCUUCUUUUCCAUUAAAUCAGCACCCUCUGUAUCUGUCAUGACCGCUGAUGGCACUCCCAUGCCAUUAGCAGGGAUUGGCUCGAUUUGCACUCCAAAAAUGUCAUUCUCUAAUGAUCCUUAUUCCAAGAAGCUGAUUGGGACAGGCCCUUCUAGUGUCGAUUUGUCUUCAUUCCGUUUAAGUUCGUCUUCGUCUAGUUUUUAUUUAUGGCAUUCUCGUCUUGGACAUGUAUCUGGUUCACGUUUAAAGUACUUAGCUUCCACAGAAGCAUUAGGAAAGUUACAAACCCAUGAUAUUUCAGAUUGUUGUGGUUGCAAAUUGGCAAAAUUUUCUGCUUUACCUUUUUAUAAGAGUGUUUCUGUUUCUCUUGUACCUUUUGAUUUGAUUCACUCUGAUGUGUGGGGGCCAUCACCCGUUCUAACAAAAGGUGGAUCACAUGGUACCUUACAUCAAACCUCUUGUAUCGAUACACCAGAGCAAAAUGGGGUUGCCGAAAGAAAACACAGACACAUUGUUGAAACUGCUCGUUCUCUCUUAUUGUCUGCUUAUGUUCCUAGUGAGUUUUGGGGGGAAGCCAUUCUGACUGCAGUUCAUUCUAUCAAUAGAAUUCUGUCAUCUGUCACUUCAGGUCUGUCUCCCUUUGAAAAACUUUAUGGUCACGCUCCUGAUUAUUCUUCAUUGAGAAUCUUUGGUUCCACAUGUUUUGUUCUCCGUCCUCAUGUUGAACGUAGUAAGCUUACCUCUCGUUCUGCUCUUUAUGUAUUUCUUGGUUAUGGUGAAUUUCAAAAAGGAUAUCGAUGUUAUGAUCCUGUUAGUCAAAAACUCUAUGUUUCUCGUCAUGUUGUGUUUCUUGAGCAUAUACCUUUCUACUCUAUUCCAUUGGACACCCCCAAUCUACACAAAUCUGAUCUCACUCGUAUUGAUCCAUUUGAUUCUUGUACUGUUGAUACUCUUAACUCUGCAGAUGUCGGUUCUCAGCCUGUCGAAGUCCCUUCUGUCCCUACUACUGCCCAAGAUGCUUCUGAGAUUGUGGAUCCUGCUCCUCCUCCUCGCUACCCUCAAAGAAUUCGUAAGUCCACACAGUUACUUGAUUUUGUCUACUCCACUUAUUCUGAUUCUUUUUCUUCUUUUUUGACUUCUAUUCACCAACUCUCUGAGCCCUCUUCCUAUAAAGAUGUUAUUCUUUACCCUCUUUGGCAGUAG
Messenger RNA from Humulus lupulus (European hop), 1419 nucleotides. RefSeq lists its product as uncharacterized. The transcript has 4 exons. Bases 1 to 1419 code for a protein of 472 amino acids. Gene Ontology annotation, biological process: DNA integration. NCBI's taxonomy places the organism in Eukaryota, Viridiplantae, Streptophyta, Magnoliopsida, Rosales, Cannabaceae. The record is from RefSeq and is a predicted model, not a curated record. Gene Ontology annotation, molecular function: nucleic acid binding.